GCUACCAGAUCUCACUCUCCAAAUUUCGCAUUACCAACAAUGUCGGCCCGUUUGAUUCUCGUUCUCUCUCUCACCGCUCUUCUAGUCUUCUCUAAACUCUCUCCUUCACUCUCCAAAUCUGAAAACGACAAGCAACAACAAGACGACGACGACGAAGAUCUCAGCUUCCUCGAAGAGGAAAAUGAUAAAAACGACGCCACCUCUGACGACACUCACCACUACCCUGAUUCAGACCAAUUCGAAGAAGAUGACAUUGAUGACGACGAUUUUGAAAACUACUCUGAUUUUAACGAUUCUGAAUCCGAUCCAUAUAAGGAACCUGAAUUUGACGAAAAAGACGUCGUUGUUUUGAAGGAAAGGAAUUUCACCGAUAUUAUUGAAAACCACAAGUUUGUGAUGGUUGAGUUUUACGCGCCGUGGUGCGGCCACUGUCAAGCUCUAGCUCCUGAGUAUGCGGCGGCAGCUACGGAGUUGAAGGGAGAGGAUGUGGUGUUAGCGAAGGUGGAUGCUACGGAGGAGAGUGAAUUAGCGCAGGAAUAUGAUGUUCAAGGAUUUCCUACUGUGUAUUUCUUUAUUGAUGGAGUUCAUAAGCCUUAUCCUGGGCAAAGGACAAAGGAUGGUAUUGUGACCUGGAUCAAGAAGAAAAUUGGACCUGGUAUAUACAAUAUUACUACAUUGGAUGAUGCUGAAAGAAUUUUGACUUCUCAAAAUAAAGUUGCUCUCGCCUAUCUCAAUUCUUUGGUGGGUCCUGAGAGUGAGGAGGUCGCUGCUGCCUCUCGGUUAGAAGAUGAUGUCAACUUCUAUCAAACUGUGAAUGCUGAUGUGGCAAAGCUUUUCCACCUUGACCCUAAAGUUAAACGCCCUGCUUUAGUCAUGAUUAAGAAGGAGGCUGAGAAACUGAGUUACUUUGAUGGUAACUUUUCCAAGUCUGAGAUAGUGGAUUUUGUGUUUGCCAACAAACUUCCUUUGGUGACCAUUUUUACUAGAGAAAGUGCCCCUGCAAUAUUUGAGAGUCCAAUUAAGAAACAGCUGUUGCUUUUUGCAACCUCAAAUGAUUCAAAGAAAGUUUUGCCACUAUUUGAAGAAGCAGCCAAAUUUUUCAAGGGAAAGCUUAUCUUUGUAUAUGUUGAAUUGGACAAUGAAGAAGUUGGGAAGCCUGUGGCAGAUUAUUUUGGCAUCUCUGGAGAUGCUCCCAGUGUUCUUGCUUACACAGGAAAUGAGGAUGGCAAGAAAUUUGUAUUUGAUGGGGAAUUUACCUUCGAUAAGAUUAAGGCAUUUGGAGAGGAUUUUCUUGAAGACAAGCUUAAACCUUUUUUCAAGUCAGAUCCAAUUCCUGAAACUAAUGAUGGCGAUGUCAAAAUAGUUGUUGGGAAUAACUUUGAUGAAAUUGUGCUGGAUGAAUCCAAAGAUGUUCUCCUUGAGAUCUAUGCACCUUGGUGUGGACACUGCCAAGCUUUAGAGCCAACAUAUAACAAGCUUGCCAAACAUUUGCGGGGCAUUGAAUCUAUUGUUAUAGCUAAGAUGGAUGGAACAACGAAUGAGCAUCCUAGGGCAAAGGCUGAUGGCUUCCCCACCAUUCUCUUCUUCCCAGCUGGAAACAAGAGCUUUGAUCCAAUAACCGUAGACACUGAUCGAACUGUGGUAGCAUUUUAUAAGUUCAUCAAGAAACAUGCAUCCAUCCCCUUCAAGCUUCAGAAACCAACAUCAACUCCAAAAUCCGAGAGUUCCGAUGCCAAAGAUACCCAAGAAAAUAGCACCAAGGAUGUGAAGGAUGAAUUGUGAGGAAUAUAGGAUUUUAUAUACUUUGCUAAGUUAUGUAUCUUUUUAUGUGUCAUCAACUAGGUUAAGGCAAUAGCGUCAGUUGAAAAUAUGUGAGCAGAGAGGUUAAAAUGUCCAAAUUGAGUUGAAAUCAUUAACACCCUACCCAAAAAGAAAAGGGGGAAAAAACGGGAGAAAAGAGACCUAAAAGUAGAAAGGAAACCACAAAAGGUGUGUAUUAGCUUUCAAGUUUUGUUUCUCCUUUGUUGGAAGAUUCCGUUGAAAAUAGUUUUAAUAAAAGCAUAAAACGCUUCUUCCUUAGUUUGCA
Molecule: messenger RNA, 2086 nt
Organism: Jatropha curcas
Lineage: Eukaryota; Viridiplantae; Streptophyta; Magnoliopsida; Malpighiales; Euphorbiaceae
Gene: PDIL1-4
Product: PDI-like 1-4
Biological process (GO): response to endoplasmic reticulum stress; protein folding
Cellular component (GO): endoplasmic reticulum
Molecular function (GO): protein disulfide isomerase activity
Source: RefSeq, a predicted model, not a curated record